Molecule: messenger RNA, 430 nt
Organism: Oenanthe melanoleuca
Lineage: Eukaryota; Metazoa; Chordata; Aves; Passeriformes; Muscicapidae
Product: histone-lysine N-methyltransferase EHMT2-like
Exons: 5
Molecular function (GO): histone methyltransferase activity; p53 binding; protein-lysine N-methyltransferase activity
Source: RefSeq, a predicted model, not a curated record
AUGAUUGAAGUGGACAACCUGGACCCGAAUUUCCAGAGUGACGCUCAGAGCAAGGGCUCGGCUCUGCACGCGGCGGCGCAGAAGGGACACCUGGAGAUCUGUCACCUGCUGCUGCAGGCCGGCGCCAACAUCAACGCUGUGGACAAGCAGCGCUGCACGCUGCUGAUGGAGGCCGUGGCGCACGACCAGCUGGAGGCGGCGCGGCGGCUGCGUCUACAGCAGAGAGGAGGACUGCUCCACCUGCCUGCACCACGCGGCCAAAAACGGGAACCUGGAGAUGGUGGAGCUGCUGCUGAGCACGGGGCAGGUGGAUGUCAAUGCACAGGACAACGGGGGCUGGACCCCGAUCAUCUGGGCGGCCGAGCACAAACACAUCGAGGUCAUUCGGCGGCUGCUGACGCGCGGGGCCGACGUCACCCUGACAGACAAC